Molecule: messenger RNA, 1767 nt
Organism: Brachypodium distachyon (stiff brome)
Lineage: Eukaryota; Viridiplantae; Streptophyta; Magnoliopsida; Poales; Poaceae
Exons: 2
Coding region: 124-1473 (449 amino acids)
Molecular function (GO): protein binding
Source: RefSeq, a predicted model, not a curated record
GUUUCAACUUGCCUCCGUCUCACUCGCUCGCUAGUCACUGCACCUCCCGGCAGAUUCUCCGGUACUGCAGAGAAUCCCUCCCGGCUUGCGCUGUCGCCGGCGGCCGGCGACAAGGGUAUUCCGAUGGCGGAGGAUGGCGGCGGCGGCGGCGGCGGCGGCGGCGGAAGCUCCAGUUCCGGAUGUGGAGCUCGUGACGGCGCGAGGCCGGUCCUCGUGGUGUCUCUCCCAACCCAUCGAAACCCUAGAUCCGCCCCCGCCACCGAGCCGCAGGGACGAUCCACCGCCGUGCUCCCGGUGGAGAUCGUGGUGUGGGAGAUCCUGGUCCACCUGCCGGCCGCGGCGGUGCUCCGCUGCCGCGCGGUGUGCCGCUCCUGGCGCCGCCUCACCUCCCGCGCCGACUUCCUCUUCGCCCACCACGGCCGCCAGCCCUCGCUGCCCCUCGUCAUGCUGCAGGGCGGCUCCAUCACCGACCCCCGCGCCGGAUCCGAGCCCGGCCCCGGCCGCCGCGUCCUCGGCAUCGACGACCACAACGACGCCGGCGGGGGCGGGGCCCGCCGCCGCUUCAAGGUCCACGGCUCCUGCGACGGCUUGCUCCUGCUCUCCGUCUCCGACGGCCGCUUCAGCGUCUGCAACCCGGCCACGCGCCAGCACGCUCCGCUGACGGGCCUCACCAAUGCCGUGGCCGUCGGUGCUAUCGUCGAGGCAAUGUACCCGCACGGCCCGUCCGGGGAGUACCGCGUCCUGUACUGGAAGAAGGGGAGACACCUGACCGACCACGACACCGUCUGCUACGUCAGCGUGGUGCCGUGGGGGCGCAAGCCUAGGCGCAUCGGAGCUCCAGCAGCCUUCCCUGGCAUGAAGCUGGGCGGCGUUGCCUGUGACUGGAGGACAACUGUUAACAAUUCACGGCCACCGGUCCUGUUCAGAGGCUGCCUGCACUGGGACCCUGGCCGAUCCCCCCACGCCACCAUAGUCGUUUUUGACACGGUGGCGGAGUCGUUCAGACGGAUGCGCCGUCCUGCUGCUGCUACUGGCUACUGCACUCGUUUGCACGAUAUGGGUGAGUCGAUUGGGCUCACUUGCUUUGAGGAUUGCAGGAUGGUGGCGAAGAUCUGGGUGCCGGAGGACCAUGAGGGGGCGGUGUGGUCGCUCAAGUACCGGAUCAAAUUCCCGGUGGAGAGCAUGUAUAACUUUGGGGAUACAGAGCAUCUGGUUUUGUCCCACAAGGGCGAUAUGCUGGUCCAAAAUUACUUUGGAUGUUGCAUGUUUCACUGCGACAGCAACGGGAAGUUGAUUCAGGAAUUCCGAUGGGAGUUGUGGGGGUCUAGCAUCACUGGACUUCUGUUCAAGGAGAGUCUUAUCAAACAUGCUUUCUUCCCGAAGCAAGGCGGUGCUUGUGUUGGACAACUUAAUUUCUUCCCGAAGCAAGACGGUGCUCGUGUUGGACAACCUAAUUUCUUCAGAUGGCUCUAAGGCGAUGGCAGAUCGUUUCAAUUAUUACCUAUGUUAAUAAGAGUACCGGGCUUCAGUGCGAGGACUGAUCUUUGGGUGCUGCCGGUGAAAGAACUCCCAACUAAUUGUGCCACCGUCAGGCGUUUUCGUCCAAUUGCAACAAACAUAAUUAAUUGUUUUUGCUCUCAUUUGUGUGUCUCGAGUUUUUUCGGAUACACAAAGUGUUGCGAUGCAGGUGGUAUCCCCCUCCUGUGUAUGUAUCGCUUUGAAGACAGUUUCAAAAAAAUAAAAUAAAAUCAAACUUUGAGCUAGAAA